UACGUCCUCCCGGCCGCCAGGGGGCGACGAGCGCGCCCUCGGCGUUUUACCAGAGCCUGACCCCGGCUGUACGCAUGCUCCGUGCGUACAGAGGUCACCCGUGCCGGUGUCUCCCCCACGUGCGUAGUGAACUGAGGGCAUCAGGAUGUAGAGAUGGGGGCUCGCGUGACCCGCGCCUUCAGGAACUUCAACGUGGAGAAGCGAGCGGAGCGGGAGAUCAGCAAGAGGAAGCCCUCCAUGGCACCCAAGCACCCUUCCACCCGCGGCCUCCUGCAGGAGCACCUGAGUCAGUAUCCAGAAAUCGAAGAAGAAGUUUCUAGAAAAGAUAACAAGCUGCUGUCAUUACUAAAAAAUGUCUAUGUCGAUUCCAAAGAUCCGCUGCCCUCCUUGCCGGUAAAAAAUGUUGAACGACAGCAAGAACUAAAGGAAUUCAGACUGCCGAUAGGAGAUCACUUUAAUCAGCAUAUCACGGACAUUCCCAAAGGCAAGAUUACUGUUAUAGAAGCAUUGACCCUUCUCAAUAACCAUAAACUUUCUCCAGAAACAUGGACUGCUGAGAAAAUCGCCCAAGAAUACCAUUUAGAGCCGAAGGAUGUGAAUUCCCUUCUCAAAUAUUUUGUUACUUUUGAAGUCAAAAUCUUUCCUCCUGAAGACAAGAAGAAAGCAAUACAAUCAAAAUGAAGAAACUGAAAAAACAAUUUCCUACAUGUGCUCCUAAGCUCCACGUCCUUGUUUUUCUUGUAUUAAAUUUUACAAGUUACUGUGAGUUGAGGGCCAUAACGUUGAGAGCUCUUUUACCUCCUCAGGAUUGUUUAUAUAAUUUUUUUUAAUUUAUGUAUGCGUAGUUCCUGGAUAUAUGUUAGCAGUAUUGAUUGUGUGGCCCAAAUGACUCAAUAUUAAGUUUUACUUUCCAGUCUAGGACGGUUUGAUCUUUGUGGGAGACAUUGAAAACAAGAGCCCCUGACUCCUGUGAGAAUGGCAUUGGGUUAGAGACAGACGAUCAGCACGAGACACAGGGACUAUAUUUCCCAAGUGGAGAAAGAGGAAACUGAGUGCAAAGGAAGAAAAGUAUGUAUUACUACUCUAGAGAAUAAAAAUCCAUGAGGGCUUUUGAAUGUUUUAAAUAUGAAAUAACUUUUAGAAGAAUUAGUGGUAUCUGUGACAUGCUAGCUGUCUCUCUCUUGACAAACAGAAAUAGGUAACUUGAAAAGUUUUCUGAGAGACAAUACUUAAGACUAUUUGAACAAAUAACUUCCUUUUAACUUAGAAAUGAGAGAAAAAUGAAUGAACAACUCAAAAUAAGAGGAUCCAAUUUGAUAACCAAACUUUUUUUUUUUAAGAUUUAUUUAUUAUUAUAAAUGAGUACACAGAAGAAGGUAUCAGAUUUCAUUACAGGUGGUUGUGAGCCACCAUGUGGUUGCUGGGAUUUGAACUCAUGACUUUCGAAAGAGCAGUCAGUGCUCUUACCCACUGAGCCAUCUCACCAGCCCUGAUAACUAAACAUUUAUACCUGUUUUCAUCCUAGGAGAAGAAAUAGCCAGUAGAAGUAGAAAACAAAUCCCUGAAGGGAUCUAGAAAGUUACUGAUUCAUUCACUUAAACUCUGGAGCAUAAACAUAUUACAGUAAUAGAAUCUCAGAUGAGGUAAUAUGAGUUUGGCUCCUUCUGGCAUGUUAUACCUGUGGGUUCUUGGCCAUAUUGUUUGACCUGUCUGAAACUGAAUUUCUAUAAAAGUAUAACUGCCUUAUGUAAAUUCCAGGAUAACAGUGAAGAUUAAAUGACAAAGACCAGGCAAAUACAAAGUCUUAUAGUUAAAAUGGGUGUCUACAGAACAUAGGACAGAGUUGUCUGUAGUUUAUGAUGCAAGGAAACCAGAAUUUAGGUUCUCAUAAUCCUACUAGUAUUUUUAUUUAUUCUGCGCAAAUGAAACCCAUUUCAAGAGGCCAGAAUAGAGUUGGGGGAGUUGGGCUUGUCCAUAUUCUUUCAAGAGAAUAGACAGACAUACUUGUCUGGAGAUUCUCCUGGAAAGGAUGUAGAAGAUGAGAGGGAUCCAGCAUGGUGAUGGAGAGGCAGGUGUAACAGCAAAGAUGGGAGAUGACUGGAAAGUUUGUAAGCUUUUUUAGAUCUAGUUCCAGUGAAUAAACUAUACUUGUGGUUCAAUACAGAACUUUAAGAGAAGAUGCUAAUUCUAAUCAUUGCAAAUUAUAUUGGAAAGGGCAGUCAGAACCAUCUUCCUUUAAUUCAAAAUGAAUAUGCAAAUCAAUAGUACUGACUUAUGUUUACUGGGUGGCUAGCAGAUGUAAAUAUGGUUUCUUAACUGGUAUCACAAUAAAAUCCUUCCAUUUUACACAUUAG
Messenger RNA from Mastomys coucha (southern multimammate mouse), 2354 nucleotides. RefSeq names its product NADH:ubiquinone oxidoreductase complex assembly factor 4 (gene Ndufaf4). The transcript is spliced from 3 exons. Bases 154 to 681 code for a protein of 175 amino acids. Gene Ontology annotation, biological process: mitochondrial respiratory chain complex I assembly. Gene Ontology annotation, cellular component: mitochondrion. NCBI's taxonomy places the organism in Eukaryota, Metazoa, Chordata, Mammalia, Rodentia, Muridae. The record is from RefSeq and is a predicted model, not a curated record.